Molecule: messenger RNA, 3936 nt
Organism: Leucoraja erinaceus (little skate)
Lineage: Eukaryota; Metazoa; Chordata; Chondrichthyes; Rajiformes; Rajidae
Gene: trim25
Product: tripartite motif containing 25
Exons: 13
Coding region: 247-2379 (710 amino acids)
Biological process (GO): positive regulation of autophagy
Molecular function (GO): protein binding
Source: RefSeq, a predicted model, not a curated record
GGUGUUGCUGCUUUUGCCGGCUGGUCCGUGAUCCAGACCCGUUGCCGCCCCGGGAUGAGCCGCGCUGCGCGGGUGGACGGUUCGACGAUCACUCAGAGCCCGUGGGCGGCGCCGCGGCUGCUUCCCGCUUCAGGGGCCGGCCCUCGGUAGUCGGGACUGGGCGCCGCGGGAGCAGGUUCCGUGUCCGGGCAGGGCAGGGGUGGACAGGGCAGGGGUGGACAGGCCGGGCCAGGCCGGGACAGGCCGAUGGAGAGCGCGGCGUUGCCGGACCUGGCGGCUGAGCUGACCUGUGCCAUUUGCCUGGAGCUGUUGCGGGAGCCGGUGACGGCGCCUUGUGGCCACAACUUCUGCCAGGAUUGCCUAGCUCUGUACUGGGCCGAACAACGAGGCGCAUCCGCCGGCUUCAGCUGCCCGCAAUGCCGCAGCUUCUGGGCCCAGCGGCCGGAGUUACGGCCCAACCGUGUCCUGUGCGCCGUGGUGGCGGGGCUGGGUCGGGCGCUGCCCGGGGAAGGGGCCGGUGAUGGGGACGGGGACGGGGCCGGUGACGGGGACACGGCGGUGCCGUGCGAUGCCUGCCCUCCCGCCGCCGCUGCCGCCGCCACACGCACCUGCCUCACCUGCCUGGCCUCGUACUGCGGGCCUCACCUGGAGCCGCACGUCAAUAGCCCGGCCCUGCGGUCACACUCGCUGUGCCCGCCGCUGCCCGACCUCGCCCAGCGCUGCUGCCCCCAUCACCACAAACUACUCGAGUUCCGAUGCCCGCAACACGCUCUGUGUCUCUGCGCUGUUUGUCUGCUCGAACACGGUACCUGUAGCACCCGCACCGAGGAGGAGGCCCGCGGGCAGCGGCAGGAGGAGCUGAAGGGCGAGCAGAAGGAGAUGGAGUUCCGGCUGAUGCAGUUACAACACAGUAUGGAGCGCAUGCAGUUCCAGAAGGAGCACGUCAAGGACUCCUCGGCCAAGGAGAAGGUGGAGGUGGCGGCGGCGUUGGCGGAGAUUCGGGCGAUGGUGGAGAGGGAGGAGGAGGCAGCGGCUCAGCUGAUUGAAGCGGAGGAGAGCCGGGCGGACAGCGAGUGUGUCGGGGCACUGGCGGAUAUGAGCGGGCAGCUGGAGCGGAUCAAGGAGCAUCGGCAGCGGCUCAACGUGGUGCUGGCUCACACCGGCGGCAUCGCCUUCUGGCAGAGGGUGGAGGAGUUGCCGGACUUUGGGCCGGACGCCACCAAGGACCGUCCAGUGGAGGUGGAGGUUGACGCGCGGCGGCUGCAACUGAUCAGCAGGGCCGUGACCACCGUGCGCUCCCGGCUGGCGCAGCAGCUCAAGUGGCCGCUGGAACGGCGGGUGAAGAACCUGGAGGAGGCCGACCAGGCCGGACAGAAGCCACGGCCCCCCCCGCAGAUGCCCGUCCCGGAGGUGACAGAGACCCCCGGAGCCGGCCCCGACACGGAGACAAACAGCGCUGGACCGAGAGAUCCUGCGGACACGGUCAGCGGGUCCGCCCCCCGCGGCCGCUCCAGAAAACCCAAGAACAAGCCUGAAAAUCAGCCGAACAUUCCUCCCCUGAUUAUGCCCACAUUCGGGCCAACGGACCACCUAUCCCUACUGUGCCAUCCAUUUCUGCCAAUGCCCGCACCAAAGGACAAGCAGGGUAGACCCGGUGAGUGGGGAACCAGAGGGUGGUCCCCGCAGUCGUUCGCCACUGAGGCAGAGAGGCAAAAGAAAUCGUCGGCACCACGGACCCGCCAGGACUUCAUGCAUUACAACUGCAAGGUGACCUUUAACUAUCGCACUGCCCACAAGAAGCUGGUGGUGGGCGAUCGUUACACCAGUUUGUGUGUGGGUGACAAGACACAGUCGGGGCCAGAGUACGCGGAGCGUUUCUACAACUGCUGCCAAGUGCUGGGUCUGCAGUGGUUCACCAAUGGUCGCCGUUACUGGCAGGUGGGAGUGCAGGGUCCGAGCUUCUGGGCAGUGGGGGUGGCGGCGGCUGGCAUGGAUCGCAGCGGCUCAUCCAGUCGGCUGGGCAGGAACGGGCUGAGCUGGUGCGUGGAGAGCUUUGGGCAGAAGCUGUCGGCCUGGCACGACAACAUACAGGUGCCGCUCCAGGUACCACAGCCCCAGGCUGUCGGUGUGUACCUGGACUUCGAGGCCGGGGAGGUGGCAUUCUACUCAGUGGGAGCCGCCAUGCUACUGCUCGCCCACUACAACGGCCCCCUGAGGGGACAACUGCAUCCCGCCUGCUGGCUCUGCUCCAGUGGGACCAAGCUCAUACUGGGGGACCGGACCCUCCUCUCCCCAGGGACCACCCAAAGCCCACCUCCCGCCCGCGAUCACCAUGAUCCUGGCUUGUUUGCACUAAGAUAUUCAAGUCUAUUUUUGUGAUUUUGUGUUGCGAUUCCCCGGAGUUGGGGGGGGGGAUAUUUUAGUUUAGAUAUACAGCACGAAACAGGCCGUGACACAAACUAGGGACAAUUUAUAUUUACACCAAGCAAAUUAACCAGCUGAUCUGUGGAGUUCAUUGCCGCAGAAGGCUGUGGAGACAAAGUCCAUGGCUAUUUUUAAGGCAGAGAUACAGUGCCCUCCACAAUGUUUGGGACAAAGACCCAUCAUUUAUUUAUUUGCCUCUGUAGUCUACAAUUUGAGGUUUGUAAUAGAAAAAUACUUCUUGGCAAACUAACCUGGCCAUCCUAUUUUUGCGGCUAACCAGUGGUUUGCAUCUUGCAGUGUAGCCUCUGUAUUUCUGUUCAUGAAGUCUUCUGUGGACAGUGGUCAUUGACAAAUCCACACCCGAUUCAUGAAGAGUGUUUCUGAUCUGUCGGAAAGGUGUUUGGGGUUUUUUCUUUAUUAUAGAGAGAAUUCUUCUGUCAUGAGCUUUGAAGGUCUUCCUUGACCUGCCAGUCCCUUUGCGAUUAGUAAGCUCACCAGUGCUCUCUUUCCUCUUAAUGAUGUUCCAAACGGUUGAUUUUGGUAAGCCUAAGGUUUGGCUGAUGUCUCAUAAUGGCUUCUUUGACUUUCAUUGGCACAACUUUGGUCCUCAUGUUGAUAAACAGCAAUAAAAGUUUCCAAAGGUGAUGGAAAGACUGGAGGAAAGACUGGGUACUGAGAGCUCUCUUAUACCUGCAUUAAGGAGGCAAUUAAACACACCUGAGCAAUUACAAGCACCUGUGAAGCCAUGUGUCCCAAACAUUAUGGUGCCCUGAAACGGGGGGACUAUGUAUAAACGCAGCUGUAAUUUCUACAUGGUGAAACCAAAAUGUAUAAAAAAAACCUUUAAUAAAAUCUGACAAUGUGCACUUUAACCACAUGUAAUUUUUUUCUUUUACAAAUCUCAAAUUAUGGUGUAGAGUUAAAUAAAUAAAUGAUGGGUCUUUGUCCCAAACGUGCUGGAGGGCACUGUAGAUUCUUGUUUAGUGCUGGUGUCAGGAGUUACAUAGAAACAAAGACAAUAGGUGCAGGAGUAGAGGCCAUUCGGCCCUUCGAGCCUGCACCGCCAUUCAAUAUGAUUAUGGCUGAUCAUCCAACUCGGUAUCCUGUACCUGCCUUCUCUCCAUACCCCCUGAUCCCUUUAGCCACAAGGGCCACAUCUAACUCCCUCUUAAAUAUAGCCAUUUUAGGGUUACGGGGAGAAGCCAAGAGACUGGGGCUUGGAGGGAGAUAGAACAGCCAUGAUUUAAUGGUGUAGACUUGAUGGGCCAAAUGACCUAAUUCUGCUCCUAUGACUUACAACCUUAUGAACCUACAAACAUGUACGCCUUUGGAGCGUGGGAGGAAACCGGAGCACCUGGAGAAAACCCACGUGGUCACAGGGAGAACGUGCAAACUCUGUACAGACAGCACCCGGGUCUCCAGCGCUGAGGCAGCAGCUCUACCCGUGGAGAUGUUGCUGUUUGAUCCAUGUAAACGUGUCUCUCAAUAAACCCACGGCAGGUCAUGCUCUGU